Malania oleifera is the source of this 486-nucleotide messenger RNA. RefSeq lists its product as uncharacterized. Lineage: Eukaryota; Viridiplantae; Streptophyta; Magnoliopsida; Santalales; Ximeniaceae. The record is from RefSeq and is a predicted model, not a curated record. Bases 1 to 486 code for a protein of 161 amino acids. The transcript has a single exon.
AUGGAAGUACUUAGCUGCACGGAUGAGCAGAAAGUCCGUUAUGCCGCAUUUAAGAUGAAUGGAGAUGCGAAAUGUUGGUGGCUUUUUGAAAACCUGCUAGAGGGACAGAGGGUAGUGAAAGUGGCAUUCACCUGGGAACGAUUUGAGGAACUGUUCUUGGACAGGUAUUUUCCCUCGUCAACUAGAGAAGAAAAUGUUGGGGAGUUUACCAACUUGACCCAUAGAAAUAUGACUGUUGGGGAGUAUGUGGCGAAAUUUGUGGAGCUAUCUCGCUUCGCACCUUUUAUGAUCCCUAAUAAGGCAAGAAAGACCGAAAUAUUUGAAAAAGGUCUGCAACGAAAGAUCUUUGAGCCUGUGGUGGAGUUCCAAGUCCAGAAUUUCUCAGACUUGGUGGAUAAGGCUUCGGUACUGGAGAAGUGUUUGCAGGGUAGCAUAGAGCCGUCAGAGCAGAGAAAGAGGCCUGCACCUUCUAGUUUUCAAGCUUAG